AUGUCGAAAAGAGGCCGUACUAUUCAAAGCCAAUCGCGUGAGUUGAUUGUGAAGUUGCACGAUUAUUUUGAACGGGAAUCGCUGAAUGGUGGACCUUUAGUACCGGUAGCUCAAGUACAUGAUCGCAUCAUAGAUGCGCUUGGGAUCGGUACGAAAACUAUACGGAAAGUCUUAAAGGAAAAGUAUGGGCCUUCCGGCAGUGAAGACAAUGUUUUACGUACUCCUAAAAAGCGGAAGAAAAGCAAGCCAGUGACAGGUAUCGACUCAUUUGAUGCAGAUGCAAUUCGGAACCAUAUUUAUGGAUAUUAUUCAAGAAAGGAAUACCCUACUGUGAGCAAACUCUUGGUAUCACUGAAAGAAGCUGGCUUGUUUACUGGCAGUGCUACAUCUCUAGUCACAGUUAUGAAACAAAUUGGAUUCGAAUAUAAAAAGAGUGACCAACGAAAGAUAAUUAUGGAGAGGUAUGAUUUAGUACUGCUAAGAGUUUCAUUUUUGAAAAAAAUGAAUAAGAUAACUGAUUGGGAUAACGUAGUUUUCAUCGAUGAGACAUGGUUGAAUUCCAACCAUACAGUGCCACAAUCAUGGACUGAUGACACAAAGGCAUCAUGUUCUAAUGUGCCGAUGGGAAAAGGUGGACGACUGAUAAUUUGCCAUGCUGGAUCAGCUGGGGGAGGUUUUGUGGACAAUGCUUUGCUUGCAUUUGAGUCAAAGAGCACAAAGGAAUACCAUGAGGAAAUGGACGCUGUUAAAUUUAAAGAGUGGUUUGCAACAAGUUUACUUCCUAACCUCCCCCAUAAAUCUAUCAUAAUUAUGGAUAACGCACCGUACCAUUCGAUACACAUUGAUAAGCCACCCACUCAGGCAAACAAAAAGGCAGAUAUAGUGGCAUGGUUGGAAAGACAUGGCAUCGAAGCCGACCUGAACAGUUUAAAGGCCGAGUUAUUACAAUUGGUGAGAGAAAAUAAACCAACAACACCGAGAUAUGAAAUUGACGAACUUGCACAAGAGCAUGGACAUACCGUCAUCCGGACACCGCCGUACCAUUGUCAAUACAACGCAAUCGAGUUAAUUUGGGCUCAAGUUAAAGGCUACGCAGCACGAAAAAAUACAGAGCGACCGUUCUCCACCAAGAAAAUGAUGGGUUUAUUGAAGGAAGCUUGUGCAAAAAUCACAAAAGAAGACUGGGCAAAGGUAGUGCAAAGAACGAAAAAUUUAAUAAAGGCUGAUUUUGAUAGGGACAUCAAUAUUGACAAUAUGAUUGAUAACGAAAUAAUUAUAUACACAGGCGACGAUAGUUCAACGGAUUAUGCUUCUGACGAAAGUGAAUAAAUAUUUAUUUAUUAA
Plutella xylostella (diamondback moth) is the source of this 1344-nucleotide messenger RNA. RefSeq lists its product as uncharacterized. Gene Ontology annotation, molecular function: nucleic acid binding. The record is from RefSeq and is a predicted model, not a curated record. NCBI's taxonomy places the organism in Eukaryota, Metazoa, Arthropoda, Insecta, Lepidoptera, Plutellidae.